Kwoniella shivajii is the source of this 303-nucleotide messenger RNA. RefSeq lists its product as uncharacterized. Bases 1 to 303 code for a protein of 100 amino acids. The record is from RefSeq and is a predicted model, not a curated record. The transcript has a single exon. Gene Ontology annotation, cellular component: membrane. NCBI's taxonomy places the organism in Eukaryota, Fungi, Basidiomycota, Tremellomycetes, Tremellales, Cryptococcaceae. Gene Ontology annotation, molecular function: transmembrane transporter activity.
AUGGACAUACCAGUUGAUCUCCCUCCAGAUGACAAAGCACAAAACACCCAAGUAGACAGACAGGUCGAUAAACGAGCUCUUCGUUCUGCUCUUCUCAAACUCGACUCUUUCUUACUCCCAUUAUGCGCUUUUCUAUACUUCCUCAAUUUCUUGGACCGUUCCAAUAUCGGAAAUGCCAAAGCAGCCGGUCUUCAGACAGACCUUAAGCUUACCAACAGACAAUACUCAAUUGCGCUCACGGUCACCUAUGUACCUUACAUAGCGGCUGAACUUCCUCUGACUUUGGCCAUGAAGAAAGUGUAA